UAGAGGAACAUGCAGGACCCGGUCAGAGCCAGCAGCAGGCCGGUUGUUGCGGGUGUCUCUUUGUCACAUAUAUAGCUUGACCUGGUCGUGGGUUUGUCGACGCGGGAGGUGUUCAUUACCUGCUUUUUAAGUCUAACUGCUGCCCCUCAGCUUGACAUCAUCACCACCUCGAACUCGACAUUGAGCCCUGGUACGUACCGACAGCAGAGCAGAGGACAAAGGCCGAGGACGACGAGACCAGACGAAAAGAAGAGGCACAGGAUACAGUCGAGAUGCCAUUCGCACAAGCAAGCAGCCUGGAGGCCUGGAAGGCCCUGGAGCAGCACCAUACCACCGCCGGGCGCCACAUCCGGGUCAACGAGGAGUUCCAGAAGGACUCGCAGCGCUUCGAGAAGCUGUCUCGCACCUUUUACAAUGAAGCAGACAAGUCGGAGACGCUGUUCGACUUCUCCAAGAACCUUGUCACGGACGAGACGGUCUCCCUGCUCGUCAACCUGGCGCGGGAGGCUGGUAUCGAGGAGCUGCGCGAGCAGAUGUUCAAGGGCGAGCCCAUUAACUUCACCGAGAACCGGGCCGUCUACCACGUUGCCCUGCGCAAUGUGAGCAAUCAGCCGAUGCAAGUCGGCGGGAAGAGCGUCGUCGAGGACGUCAAUUCGGUGCUGGAGCACAUGAAGCAGUUCUCAGAGCAGGUCCGCAGUGGUGAGUGGAAGGGCUACACCGGAAAGAAGAUCAAGACCAUCAUCAACAUCGGAAUUGGCGGGUCAGACCUCGGCCCUGUUAUGGUGACGGAGGCGCUGAAGGCGUAUGCUGACCGUAGCUUCGAUAUCCACUUCGUCUCCAACAUCGACGGCACUCACAUCGUCGAAGCUCUGCGUAACUCGGACCCAGAGACGACUCUGUUCCUCAUUGCCUCCAAGACGUUCACCACUGCCGAGACGACUACCAAUGCCAACACGGCCAAGGACUGGUUUCUCAAGACCGCCAAAGACGAGGCUCACAUCGCCAAACACUUUGUUGCCCUCUCUACCAACGAGCAGGAAGUCACCAAGUUCGGCAUCGACAAGAAGAACAUGUUCGGCUUUGAGUCCUGGGUCGGUGGCCGCUACUCUGUCUGGUCUGCUAUCGGCCUCUCCGUCGCCCUGUACAUCGGCUUCGAUAACUUCCACCAGUUCCUCGCCGGUGCUCAUGCCAUGGACAAGCACUUCCGCGAGACUCCCCUGGAACAGAACAUCCCUGUCCUCGGCGGUCUGCUGAGCGUCUGGUACAGCAACUUCUUUGGCGCUCAGACUCACCUGGUCUCCCCCUUUGACCAGUACCUACACCGCUUCCCGGCCUAUCUCCAGCAGCUUUCCAUGGAAAGCAACGGUAAGGCUGUUACCCGCAACGGUGAGCAUACCAAAUAUACUACUGGUGCCAUUCUCUUCGGUGAGCCAGCCACCAAUGCCCAGCACAGCUUCUACCAGCUGCUGCACCAGGGCACCAAGCUCAUCCCCACCGACUUCAUCCUCGCGGCUGAAUCCCAUAAUCCCGUUGAGGGAGGCAAACACCAGCGUAUGCUUGCAUCCAACUUCCUCGCCCAAGCAGAGGCUCUCAUGGUCGGCAAGUCUCCCGAACAAGUCAAGGCCGAGGGUGCCCCUGACGAGCUGGUUGCACACAAGACCUUCUUGGGCAACCGCCCUACCACCUCCAUCCUGGCCCAGAAGAUCACCCCGGCUACUCUGGGUGCAUUGAUCGCAUACUAUGAGCAUGUCACCUUUACCGAGGGUGCCGUCUGGAACAUCAACUCCUUUGACCAGUGGGGAGUCGAGCUCGGAAAGGUCCUUGCUAAGAAGAUCCAGAAGGAACUCGAGACCUCUGGUGCUGGAGGUGACCACGACGGCUCAACCAGUGGCCUCAUUGCUGCCUUCAAGAAGAAGGCAUCCCUUUUAUAAGUAAGUGAUAACGACAAAUGUCUUUGUUUCUCGUAGCUAGAUGAUGAUGACUUGCUGCUUAUGCAUUUAAUAAAUAUGAAAAUUUGUAUUAAUUGCCCGUGGUCUCUCGAUCGCCCUUGAGUGCUCUAUCCUGGUAGUUCAGCCUCUAGUCGUAUUGUAUAUCGCAGUAUAUUCCGUAGAUCUUGUUUGCUCGUUGCCUCAGCUGUAUAGAUAUAUACAUUUGCCCCUGAACACCGCCAAGUCUGAUAACACCAUGUGGUUAAAAUGAACCCCCAGAAAGAACAUCUAACUACCGCUCUGCCGUC
Messenger RNA from Trichophyton rubrum CBS 118892, 2236 nucleotides. Its product is annotated as glucose-6-phosphate isomerase. Gene Ontology annotation, molecular function: carbohydrate derivative binding; monosaccharide binding; glucose-6-phosphate isomerase activity. The record is from RefSeq and is a predicted model, not a curated record. Gene Ontology annotation, cellular component: cytosol. Gene Ontology annotation, biological process: glucose 6-phosphate metabolic process; glycolytic process; gluconeogenesis. The coding region runs from base 273 to 1931 and encodes 552 amino acids. NCBI's taxonomy places the organism in Eukaryota, Fungi, Ascomycota, Eurotiomycetes, Onygenales, Arthrodermataceae. The transcript is spliced from 2 exons.